Molecule: messenger RNA, 2669 nt
Organism: Lethenteron reissneri (Far Eastern brook lamprey)
Lineage: Eukaryota; Metazoa; Chordata; Hyperoartia; Petromyzontiformes; Petromyzontidae
Biological process (GO): interstrand cross-link repair
Cellular component (GO): Fanconi anaemia nuclear complex
Molecular function (GO): protein binding
Source: RefSeq, a predicted model, not a curated record
GAGGGUUGAGGCAGCGUUUGAGGUGGACGAAUGGUCGGCCGCAAUGAAUUGGGCAGCGGACGGGGAGGCAGCACGGGGUCUGGGCCAGUUGCUCACCCUGCAGGCCUUUCUCUGGCUGCUCCGACAGGAGGUGGAGAGGGCCACUUCUCUGCUGUCGCUUACCAAGAAGGCUGAGAGUAUGGAAGGAGUCUCGGACAGUAACAAUGUCUCAAUGGAGUCACCCAUGGCAUGUAUACCGAGUGGCCCUCUCCAAUAUCAGUCGUCUGGGGUCAGCCACACCAUCCUGGACCCCGAGAGCAUAACUCAGGCUCUGUCAACUUGGGAGGCUCUCAUGAAAGGCAAUGCGCUCUGUGUCGAGGGCAAGUGGCUGGACGCUUUGGACAUUCUCGAGGGAGUUUCCCAGCGCUGCACGUCCCGCCGAUUCCUGGCCCUGGUGCAGAACCUCAUGGCUCGCUGCUUUCAUUCCCUCACGUUGCGUGGAGACGGAUGCACGCCAUCUGUCGGCGAUCUUACGGGCUCUCCCUGCUCUUUCGUCAGCUCGGGAGGGCGAGCGCAGAGCUCCAGGCACUGGGUCUGCUCUCUAGCGCGACAGGUUCCCAGGCUGUGGAGAGUGAGGCCGAGGCGAUGGGAGGAGACUCCGUAUAUUUGUUGGGGCAGGGCCCAGAGGCGUUGCUCUGCCAGUCAGUUGUGCACGUUGCUGAGCACCUGGAGCCCACUGGGGCACUCUACCUGUUGGCCAGCAGAAGCCGCCAGUUGCUCAGGUUGGAGGAAGCGGUAGAACGAUAUGAAGAGUUAUUGGCCCUGCUGUCAGAUUCUGCUGCUGUGCAGGUAGAAGAUGUAGGCCUGACCGUUCCUAGGAUCCCUGCAUUGUACCUUGAACUAGCCUCUACCUUUCUGCAUCUGAGGAAACACGACAGAGUUAUUGCAAUUUGUGAUGAUGUAAUCAGCAAAACCAGCUGCACCAUCCCACAAAAGCUGGUUCUGGAUAUGAGGGGAGACUCCGCAGAAAUGGGGCUCCAUGUUGCCCAUUUGAACCCUUCCCGGGAGGCAGAAGACCCCGUCCUUUCAGCUUUUUUCAGAGAUUCACCCGGAGGUGAACAUUCAAGCUACCCACAAACAGUCACUUGGGACAUCGGCACCAGUCGUGCAGAUUUGAAGCAGGAUUUGGGCGACACGCGGUCGCGUGGGCAGUUGUCUGGACGUUGGGCCGAGUUUGGCUGGCUCUGGGGCCACGAGCGGACAGCGUUGCCCGCGGGAGGAGGCGCCCGCUUCAGCACGGGGAGCCGCCGCGUGCGGGAGAGUCUGCACGCCGCCCUGUGGACGGUGUCUGCGCGGGUCCUGCGCGCCGCUGCGCUGCUCGAGCUCGGCAAGGCGGACGAGGCCCUCCGGGAACUCGACAGGUCGACCGAUGAGCUCUUCAAAGUUAUCGUCAUUCCUAGCAACAAAGAUUGCUCCGUUCAGCGGGAGUUGCCACUCGAACAGCUGGCACUGAAUCUGCUCAAGAGCCUGGUGUUUGAUGGCAUCGCUGGAUGCUUGGAGACCCUGGGCAGGGACAAAGAUGCGUUGCAGUACUACAUGUGCAGCCUGCAGGCGAAUCCUGGUGGGAUGCACAGCAUGUACGGCCUGGUGCGGCUACUCAACAAGCGGAACAGGAAGGGGGAAGCAGUCGCACACUGGCUGAGCUUUAGGGGCCUCUUGGACGGUGACAUCAGGCAGAUGAAUUCCAAGGGACAAAGUCUCACGGCGAUUCCUGACCUUGGGCCAUACAACUACGUGCCAGAGCAAGUGAAGGUGCCGAGUGAGGGAGAGCUGCUGGAGAUGGACCGGGACUCCUUGCUGCACUGGGACGGCUACAGCUCGGAGGAGCGGAGAGUCCUCCGCACGUUGGCUACUGGAUUGUUGCCGUUGUCCAACUAAAUGCAAGUUAUUCUCUACUUCCUGCUGCGAGAUAAGGGCAUGGGAGCCCUUGAGCAGUGGGUCACGUGAGGUUUGUGUUAAUAUAUACGAUUGAAUGAGAACGUAAUUCUGGUAUUACUGGACUGGCUGAACCGCGCUGAUAAAUAGUAAAACAGCACGUAAGUGUCCGUACAGUUUAAUGCCGCGUUCUUUAACAUGAUAAAAGCUCAUUGACAUUCGUUACAAGCAACACCUAGAUAUCUGUUCUUGCGAUAACAAGUUGGGGCACAUCAGCAUUUGACUUCACAAGUGAAACAUUUCAACUACAGCAGGGCGAUUGAAGUCGUCAUCUGUCUGAAAUUGCACACCAUUCCGAUAGGGUUAUGUAAACUCCCACCCCAGUGGGCAGGGAGGGGCAACGGAGGGUAGUGAACAACCCAACUGAAACACGAGCUUGUGCCAGGUACUGCUUUGCAGGUAGGUAUGGGAGUUAGCAAUUUAAUGUUUUUAGAUGAUUUUGCUGCUAUAAAUGUCCACAUGAUAAGCCACUUUGUUGAGCUAUCAUUUGUGGCCUGGUUGCUUCUGAAAAAGAAAUUAAUAGUUCAGUGGGCUUUACCUGGUAAGGUAAAAAGAUUGUUUACUUUUAUAUUUUUAAGCGGUGUUUACCUUUCCUAUACUCUGCACCCCUUUUGUGUUUUUGUAUCUUUGUGUUUGUAACGUUCUAACUCGCCCCUACUGGACAUCUGUGAAAAGAGCUUUAUAGCGCAUCGCAU